ACACAGUCGAGAGGAUACUGUUGUUUGUGGUAGUGUGUGUGUUUUACAUCUUGUUUAGAAUACCUUUCAAGUUGAGAAGAUCUUAUCAGUUUCGACCAGCUAUAAUAUCAGCCGAAAAUAUCAUAUAAUAAUAUCUGUAUGAUAUCUAUGCAAAAUCAAACGCACGCAUAAUGAUGAAGAUAUUGUUGGUGGGGGCAGCUGUGGUGGUGGCCACCCUGGGCCAUACGGUCCACCUGGGCCGCACCUGUCCGUCCGUCUUCCCCUUCCCCAACCUCUCCAUUGACAAGGUGUUGGGGAUGUGGUACGUGGCGUACAAGUUCGACACGGACAACACCUGCUUGGUGUGGAACAUCACUCGCGGCCAGCUGCCCGACACCCUGCUGGUGAAGGAGACGAGGCAGCUGCCACUGCUGGACCUGCUUGGCGUAGAUCACACCCACGCUAUCACCGCCCUGGUUGACAUUCCCAACCCGGAGGUCCCGGGCAAGAUGCGGAUACGCUGGCCCACCUCAGCACUGACGGGCAAGGCUGACUUCAUCGUCUUCGACACCGACUACGAGAGCUACAUGGCGGUGUUCGAGUGUGACCGCGCCGGCCUCCUGCACCGCCGGUCAGCCACCAUACUCUCCCGCACCCACAACAUUGACAAUAUGUUCGUCAGCAGGGUGCGACGUCUGCUGGACACGGCUGAUGUGCGACACUCUGCUCUCUCUACAAUUAACCACGACUCCUGCCGACGCUCUGGACAACACAAUUGGCACGUGGACGAGGAACUGUUCGGGUUGCUACCGGGAGUGGACGAAGAGGAGGUGCGGCGACGCGUGUCUGCAGGCGUCGUGGACUACGAUAUCUCGCAGCUGGAGAUUGUUGGCGAGGGUGUCGAUUCUUUCAGAGGAAGCCUCAAGAAGGCUCAGGACCAGUCGAAGAGUGAUCAAACCAAGCCUUCUGUGUGAUAAACAUAAUGUACUUUUCACAGACCUCUAAGCUGGUAAAGCUUGUCUAACACAGAUAUGUCUUCCAGUGUCAGCAGUCGUUUCAUACCCAACCUUACGGCAGUACGUCAGGACGUACUCAGAGGUCACAGGAACGAUUUUAGUCAAUAAUAUUAUCAUGCAGAGUUAUCGACACGUCAUAGGGAUUCUAUAGGAAUUCACUGCUGCAACUGUGGCAAAAAAAGUAGACCUUCAAUCACAAGGUUACUUCAGAAACGAGUAAUGUGCCUUAUAGUUACACUUUCAACUGAAUAUAUCAAGGCCGGACAUACACGCAGUGUCUGGUUACAUAGUGCUACUGAGAUUAUACUUGGCAGCCAAGAGUCAUCUUAGGACCAAUACGCAUGGCUAUAUUAGAGAUAUAGGCUGUUAUUGUGAGUGUUCUCAAAUGUGCGUGCGUACCCUAGUGAUAACAUGGAGACUGCCGAAAAAUAUAUACUUGAUCUUUACUAAACGUUCUUGAGUGUCUGGUGCAAAACCUGGCAGCUGCUGCUGUUUACAAGACCACUAUACCUUUAGAUGAAAUAUAUAAUAGUAAAUUUUAUCAUUUGAAAAUUGCAGAAAAUGCAACAACUCUCCACGCCAUGUAAAUAAUUUAUUUAAUUUAAUAAGUAAUAUUUAUGCUUAAACUUAGAAACGGGUUUUGGCUUUAUUGGAAAAUAAAUUUAUAAAUGCAUGUUAAAAAGAAUCUCAGGUUUUGAAUCAUAGAAUAUUAAGCCUAUUGGUAACUGGUGAAGGACUGGCAAUGAUGGUCUUUGAAAUGAAGUUCCUCGACCAUAGUGGAGUCUGUAAAAGAGAUGUUUUAACACUAAACCAUCUAAACCAAAGAUGUUUUAACACAUGAUGACAAAUGUUCCUGCUGUGUUCACUGACAUGCUACAGAGUCGGUAACAUGUAGUCUCACAUUAAAAUCUAAAAUAUACAAUAUGUAUAUAUAUAUAUAUAUAUAUAUAUAUAUAUAUAUAUAUAUAUAUAUAUAUAUAUAUAUAUAUAUAUAUAUAUAUAUAUGCUAGUUUUUUGAAGAUGCUGGGUUCCAGGCUAAUUGGAACAACUAGAGACCUUAGAGCCGCCAGUUUCCUCUUUCAGCGCCUUAGUGUGGCGACCAAGAGAGGAAAUGCUCACUGCAUCCAUGGUUCCUACCCGCCAUCUGAGGAGCUGGAUGAACUCUACAACUUGUGACAAGUAUCCUUGUACCCGACAUGUAACCAAUCUUGUAACCCUUUUUGUGUAAUGAAAUUUUAAAACAAAGUGAGAUAUACAUAUAUAUACACACAUAAAAAGAAUAGGGGUGGUAGGAGAAGAAAAUAUCAAAAUGUUCAGUGAGGAUCCACAAGGUCUUCUCUGAGUACUCUUUAUUUUCUUCUCCGAGGCUAUGGGUCCCUACACUUGCACCAGAGUUGGUACUUCUAUAUAUAUAUUAUACUGUAUAUUUUGUUUUCUAUCCUUUGCAGAUAUUUUCUUGUGAAUAUUACAUAUUUGGUAUGUCAGACACGAACAUUCUGAACAUGUGGAAUGUCAGUUACAAUCUGAGAGCGUUCUAAGGGAGCUAACUAAUUAUUAGAGGAAUACAUUGAGCUUUGUAGUGGUUUGUAAGUUAAACAAAUUCCUUAAUAUUAGUAACUGGGGUUUAUAUUGAAAUUUGCAGUAAUUUGGAAGUUAAUAAUAAGAAUAAUUAAUAAUUAACAAAGAAUAUAAAAUUGACGAAUGAUAGAUGCAUUAACAAUUUUCAGAAUUAAAAAGUGACAGACGUAUAGUCAAUUUUAGAUUAACAUUAGUGGACAUACUCCAGUUAGUGUUGUAGAGUAUGACCCAGUUCCUUAUCACAGUUUACACCGAAUAUUUUUAGUGACUGUGUGCAGGUGUUGUUUUGUAACCCGUACAGGAUGCUAUAGAGCGUCCUGUUGACGCAUGGGCUGAACCCUCAAGUGUAAACAUUUUGCCCGGGACACCUUCGACUAUGACAACAAUUGCCUUUAAUAUUACUCAACAGCGGCAUCAGGAAUUGUUGGCCAAGCACUUCUGUCCUACCGCGAGAACAGAAGCCGGGACCUCUCGGCUGUAACCCAACUAGAAUUAUGGUCUCUACAAUUUCAUCGAAUUAACUCCAUUUUUAUCACAAAUGUCUAAGAAAUAUUUAAGUAUUUCAUUAAAAAUUAUGUACUACCAGAAAUCUUAGCCCAAGGAAGAUAGUGAUGUGUUUGUAAACUUUCCACCGCCGCCCCAUGAAUGGAUGUAGGGGUUAGUAAAUCAAUAUUGAGCGUAAUUAGUUCAUCACAAAUGUCAAUGACUUUGAUUGGAGAUAAUUGUUGUAGUCCAUUAUGCUAUGAAACUGGUGAACUAUACAAUAAACUAUGUAACUAGCUUA
Procambarus clarkii (red swamp crayfish) is the source of this 3357-nucleotide messenger RNA. The record is from RefSeq and is a predicted model, not a curated record. NCBI's taxonomy places the organism in Eukaryota, Metazoa, Arthropoda, Malacostraca, Decapoda, Cambaridae.